AUGGAGGCGCGCAAGAGGACCCCCCAGCACGAGGACACCUCGGUCGGGAACAAGCUGCAGAACCGCACCUGGAGCUACGGUAACGACAGCGAGGAGGAAGAGAUCGCCAGCGAGAACACAUUGCUGAACGAGGCCAGCGAGCAGAGGCAAAAUCAUUCUACGCCACUGGAAUGCAAGACUUGCCCAAUUGUGACGUUUGCGGAGGACAAAAUGCGGCGCAAACUGCGAUUCUUCUUUAUGAAUCCGGUCGAAAAGUGGCAAGCGAAACGACGUUUCCCUUACAAGUUUGUCGUCCAGGUUAUCAAGAUCAUCCUUGUAACCGUACAGCUCUGUUUAUUCGCACACAGCAAUUAUAUGCACGUAAAUUACACUUGGGACAACCGAAUCACGUUCUCCCAUCUUUUUUUAAUGGGAUGGGAAUCUGCUCAAGAGGUACCUGCAUAUCCACCUGCGACAGGACCGUUGGCUAUCUACAAGCGAAGCGAUUUUUACGAUACUAUCGAUUACGCUCUACACAGUUAUUACAACGUUGACGACGCUAUCGGCUCGUACUCCUACAUUGCCGAAGACAAUUCGGUCGGUCCUGUAGCCCUAUGUCUUUAUCAGUAUAAGGAGGGCAUCAUAUUCGGUUUCAAUGAGAGCUACGUGUUUGACAGCGAGAUUGUGGAAACAUGCAUGAACGUCAGUCUCGAGACCUUCAACACGUUUAACUCGUCGCACAAUCUUCUGCAGGACAGAAAUAUUGACGUCAAUUUCUCCGCGCUGGUACGCGCCCAUCUCAAAUUUGCUCUAAAGACUGUAAAUCUGAAAGCGGCCGGACCAAUGACGCCACCCGAUUGUUACCGUUUCAACAUCAAGAUCAUCUUUGACAACCGUGAUUUCGAUGGACAGAUGCUGCUCUCGUUAGACGCUGACGCUAGGAAGUUGCAAUGCAAAGGUGAUACCCGUUACAUCACGGACAAUCGCAUCGAAUCGGCGCUAAGGACUCUGCUAAAUUUACUUGUCAUACUGAUCUGUACGAUUUCUCUACUGUUGUGCUCGCGAGCGAUAUACAGAGCACAGUUACUGAAGUUCGAGACUAUUAACUUCUUCAAGAAAACGUACGGGACAACGCUAAGCCUCGAAGGUCGACUGGAAUUCUUGAACCUCUGGUACAUCAUGAUCAUUAUCAACGAUCUACUUAUUAUCAUCGGUACCGUCAUAAAGGAACAAAUUGAACGGAAGCACUCCGAGAGUGAUCACUGGAAUAUUUGCAGCAUAUUUCUCGGAACCGGAAACCUGCUUGUGUGGUUCGGUGUGUUGCGCUAUCUUGGCUUCUUCAAGACGUACAACGUUGUCAUUCUAACUCUGAAGAAAGCGACACCGAAGGUGGCAAGAUUCUUGAUAUGCGCGGUUCUCAUUUACGCCGGUUUCACAUUCUGCGGCUGGCUGGUGCUCGGUCCAUAUAAUAUGAAGUUUCGCUCCCUCGCGACCACCUCUGAGUGCUUGUUUGCGUUAAUCAACGGCGAUGACAUGUUCGCCACGUUUUCCAUCACGUCUUCCAAAUCGGCUGUGUUAUGGUGGUACUCUAGAAUCUAUUUAUAUUCGUUCAUCUCGCUGUACAUUUACGUUGUUCUAAGUCUGUUUAUUUCUGUGAUAAUGGACGCGUACGACACGAUCAAGAUCUAUUAUCGCGAAGGUUUCCCGAAGAACGACCUGCAGACGUUUAUAGCUCCAUGCACAGAUGAGGCAUCAAGCGGCAUCUUCAGGGACGACUCCGAGAGAAGCAACUUGACAGAGUUGUUUGAUCGGUUCUGUUGUUGUCGGAAAAGGCCCUUUUACGGAUCAUUUUCAGAGUCGGACUCCUCAACUAAAUCCGAGCAAGUAUGCGGCGGAGCCAUCUGCGUCUAGCGCGUUAACGAAGAACACCUGGAGGUGUUACGGUGCUAUGGAUACGCGGUACGACAUUAAGUCGGUUGCAUCAAUAUCCUCAGUUUAGUCAAUUUACAAUUUUUCUUGCCUUGAUUUGAAUUUCAAUAAAGAAAAGUUAAUUGUAUACAAUAUUUCGUUACACUAUACUCGGCUUUUUUUUAUGUAAUUGGUACAUAUUGUAUCUUUAUAAAGAAAAUUAUAAUUACUAGAAAAAAUGUAACAAUCUUUAAAAAUUCUUUAAAAAUAAGAAGCUUCUCUUUUAUAAAGUAAAAAUGAAUAUUUUUUAUCGUUAAUGUAGUUGGGAUCUUUCUUAAGUAUUAAAACAUAGAUUAUCGAGUAACAUUCAGGAAGAAAGUUGGUUGUAAUUGAAUGUUGGUGCAAUCGGAUCGAUGAAGUAUUUUCAUGAACAUUUAUAAUAUUGGUAGUAAAUUUAUUCGACAAUCGCGACACAUUUAUGCAACGCGAGACAUUUCUGUUACUGCCAUCUAAGUUUAAUUUAUGUAAUAUUUUACAAAAACAUUUAUUAUAAUAGUACGAUUAUAUUAGGGUCCCCUUUUAUUUUGAUUUUUAAUAGAUAUAAAAUAAUUGGUUGCUACAGAAAAAGCAAAAUUAAAUAAUUUUCUACUGAAUGCUUCCUAACAGUUCAUUAACUUCCAACACAUUGACUGAGUCAUUUUUUCAACAUGUUAAAAAUACGUAAAAUAAGUGUCGCAAAGCAUAAACAAACGCGACAAAAAAAAGAGCGUUGAGCGGAACCUCUAAAUUGUUAACCGAUGCAAAGUAAGGCCAAAAAUUUGUGUACAGUAUUUCAUCGAAAAAAUUCUUGUACAUUUGCAUGUAUGAUAUGAUUACAUAUUUAUUAUUGUACUUCGUAACCGUAAAUAUGUCUUACACUUUCAGAACCCAUGUAGAAUUUAUGUAACAUACAUUGCUCUUGCGAUAGAUAUAAUAUUAAUAAAUAAUAGUCUUGAAAGAAGUAAAGUAGGUGAUUAGAAAUCUCAUACAAGAGUUGCAGCUUAAUUGUUACGUAGACCAAUUCAGUGUUAUGUACCAAAGUUAUAAAAAGAAUAUUGAAUAUAUAAUUUAAGUAAAAAUUACCCAAGUGAUUAAACUGUGUGUAUGUAUAUAUACAUAUAUACGUACACACAUACACGUACACAUGUAUAUCAAGCACAACUAUAAGCUUAUUCCACAUAAAAUUGAUGUCAUAGUAAUAUCGAAUAUUAUAAAUCAUCCAAUUAAUAAAUUACAUGAUUAUAAUGGCCAUAGUUCUGAUGUAUAUGUGUGUGUACUGUAUUAAAAAUCUUUAUAUCAAGCGUAAGAUAAACUUGCACAAAAGUAACUUUAUGCAUAGAAAUAUAUUUAUAUUUACAUUGAAGUACAAUAAACGUCAUUUUUUCUAAUA
Molecule: messenger RNA, 3316 nt
Organism: Temnothorax curvispinosus
Lineage: Eukaryota; Metazoa; Arthropoda; Insecta; Hymenoptera; Formicidae
Product: mucolipin-3-like
Exons: 3
Coding region: 1-1890 (629 amino acids)
Cellular component (GO): plasma membrane; lysosomal membrane
Molecular function (GO): NAADP-sensitive calcium-release channel activity
Source: RefSeq, a predicted model, not a curated record